Molecule: messenger RNA, 444 nt
Organism: Ochotona curzoniae (black-lipped pika)
Lineage: Eukaryota; Metazoa; Chordata; Mammalia; Lagomorpha; Ochotonidae
Gene: RIPPLY3
Product: ripply transcriptional repressor 3
Exons: 4
Coding region: 1-444 (147 amino acids)
Biological process (GO): embryonic pattern specification; negative regulation of transcription by RNA polymerase II
Cellular component (GO): nucleus
Source: RefSeq, a predicted model, not a curated record
AUGAGACCCGAGGCGGCGGCUGGAGCCCCGGAGGCGCGGGGACAAGGCUGUCACUGCCCCGAGGAUGGUUCCCCGAGGUCACCGCCACCGCGCGGGUCCGAGAGCCCCACACCGUGGAGACCGUGGACGGCGACGCCCGGAGAUACCCAGCUGGCCGCCGCAACGGGGAGCCCGGGCAGGCUGGAGCCUGGGGGAGACGGACGACACGCUUUAGGAUCCAAGGGGGCCUUCGGGUUCCAACAUCCGGUCAGGCUCUACCUCCCCGUUUCCAAGCGCCAGGAGUACCUGCAGAGCUCCGGGGAGAAGGUGCUGGCCAGCUUCCCUGUGCAGGCCACCAUUCACUUCUACAACGACGAAUCCGACGGGUCUGAUGACGAAGGUGACGACCAGGAGCAAGAGGCCGAGGGGCCAGGGAACGCGGCUCCCCAGGCAGAGCCCAGCUGA